Molecule: messenger RNA, 1183 nt
Organism: Drosophila ananassae
Lineage: Eukaryota; Metazoa; Arthropoda; Insecta; Diptera; Drosophilidae
Exons: 4
Coding region: 134-1102 (322 amino acids)
Source: RefSeq, a predicted model, not a curated record
GAUAUGGAAACUGUUAUGGGUAACCAAAGUUAAAAUCUGAAAUUAAGAAAAAUAAACUAAAAAUGGUUUCAUAACCGAGUUCUUUGGCAAUUAUUUAAUAAUUUUUUUAUGGAACAUAACAUGUUAGUCAAAAAUGAACAUGUUCUUUGGAAACUGCAUAGGCAGCUGUGAUCAGCUGGCUGGACCGCCGCCCGACUUCAUUUUAUCGAUGCCUCCGCCACCGCUGCCAUUGUUUCUCAUUUCGAAACCCGCGACAGUAGACGCCCUGGUUUCCUUAAAUGAGUCUCAGCCCUGUUUCGCCGCUUUUAUGUGUGGACAAGCUUACAACCGGAACGAGAGUGGCAAUGCGAUAAUGGAGCUGGUGCGGAACGACUCCAAGAGCCUCGAGAGCCUUUGGCUCUUCAUUUCAUCUUGUAUCGGAAUUUUCGUGCUUGGAUGUUUCUUGGCCCUUAUAGUGAUUCGCUGCAGGGAGUCUUUCUUCUCGUAUCAUGACUCCAACAUUAAGCAGACUUCUAUAAAUGCUCUUGGUGAGGCCGCCAAGUCAAAUGCCUUCACUUCCGGUGGCAUUUUGUAUCCUUGUGCCACGGCGAACAGUCGGGAUCUACUACAGAGUCAGUUAGUCAACGACAGUCGGCUGCUGUGGGCCACUCUCACUCCUCAUGGCACCCGGCACUUCAUCAUUGACAACUCGCAGGACGCCGGGCACUACGAAUCAGUUGAUUAUCGUGGAAAAUCGCACAGCCAAGUUUUUCGCGGAUAUGCCAAGCACUCCCAGUCUUUUGUAAAGUCCUUUGACAAUAAUGGCUUCGUUGACUAUGAUUAUGAAGACCCCACGCCCUUGAUGGAAUCCUAUCACGAUGACAUGGACUCUGGAUACCAAGAGCCUCACGAUGUGACAGGAUCUCUGAAGCGUUCGCCGAUGCGCGUUUUGGACUCUAAAAACGAGACCCCAUCCAGUGUCGAAUCCCAAUACAACUCCAACUCAAAUUCCAACAGCGGCAUCAGUCCGGCCCCGAAUCAAAACGCACUAUCCACCAGCCGCAAGACAACGCUCUGCCGCCGAAUCAGUGACGCCUCCUUACAUAACGGAACAUCUAUUUAAUGAACCAUAAGGAUCAGCCAAAGACUACUAAGGACUACUAAGGACCUUUUAAAUUAAGACGCUUUCUGGGACAUUAUUUGU